AUAAGCCUCAGCGUCCGGGGAUCGAUGAAAUUUCGCCGUGGCGACAAAGCAGCUUCUCUCGGUUGAAGAGUGCGACAUUUUAAAGGCUGGCUGCUGUGCGGGAUAGGACGACUCAAGCUUGCGGCUUUUAUUACGACAGCAAAUUUCCCAGCGUAGACCGCAACUUGCCUCUUGGCCGAUCCACCUGGCCCUGCGUCUGGUCCCCUGUUGCACGCCCCAAGAAAGGCACGCCGAAGCACGAGAUAUAGGGGACACAGUCCACGUCAACGAGUCAAUUGCCCUUUGAUCAAUACUAGUGUACUCACCCUACACACACUCAGCAACCAUGCCUUCACUGGAGCCAAUCACCCCAAGGAGAAACGAGUCUGUGGACUCAGGAUCUGACGACGAAGCGGAUCCAGAGCUGCUCGAGCUGCUGCGCCAGCAUCUCGGAUUAGGCAAACAAGACAAGAAUCUCCCACCCGAAACCAAGGUCUUGGAGAAUGCUCAAUAUGUCUUCGACAAUGCCAUUGACGUGGCACUCAAUCCGGCCCAGACUAAGGAGGCUGCCGAGACGAUAUGGCGGUUGAUGCAGAAGAAGGCGUAUUCUACGCAGACUUGGUCGGAGCAUGAGCUUCACCCGAAGACCAAGGAUGAGAGCACGGUUGACUUUAUCUUUACGAUGGAUCUUUUGAACUUUAGUUUUUGGUCUGCGGAGACGGAUGAGUCGAAGCGGUUUUCGAUUGAGUAUAGGGGGAGGCGGUGGACCGGGUACUGGAGCCUGGUCGCUGCUCUGCAGAGGGCUCUUGAUGAGGAUAUUCCAAUCACCACCCCAGACUUCUGGGUGAAUGAGGAUGAGUGUACGGACGAGGUGCUCCGUCACGUCUUCCGCUCCGCCACAGACGAAGAGAUUCCUCUCUUCAAAGAGCGAGUCCAAUGUUUGCGCGAAGCUGGUGACGUUCUCUGCAAUGAGUUCGGAGGUAGCUUUGCCAAUUGCAUUGACAGCGCCAACUACUCUGCCGCCGGCCUUGUCAACAUCAUCACCGAGAGCUUCGACUGCUUCCGCGAUGAAACAGUCUUCCACGGAAAGAGGGUUAGGUUGUAUAAGCGUGCCCAGAUCCUCGUUGCAGACCUCUGGGCCUGCUUCAACGGUGAAGACUUUGGCGAGUUCCACGAUAUUGAUAAAAUAACCAUGUUUGCCGACUACCGCAUCCCCCAGAUGCUGCAUCAACUCGGCUGCAUGCGCUACUCACCUUCCCUGGAGUCCCACAUCCGCAGCCUGAAGCCCAUCACACCCGGUUCAAACUGGGAGGUCGAACUCCGCGGCACCAGCAUCUGGUGCGUGGAGCUGAUCAAGCGCGAAAUCGAGAAACGUCACCCAGAAGUUAAAUCAGCCGGCAAGAAAGGGGUUUUCAAAUCUGUGGAGAACGACGACACUGACGCUCAGAAUGGCACCGAAAACAUCGAACAACCACAAAAGACAUACGGUAUCAACGCGAUCCUGAUCGACUUCUUUUUGUAUGAUACGAUGAAGACUCUAGAGCAGGAGAAGAAUGAGAGUAUCCCGCACCAUCGGACUCGAAGCAUUUGGUAUUGAGGCGUACCUGGGUCUCGCGGGUUUUGGCGUUUUGAGAUGCUUUACCAUGGCUCUGGAAGCCUGGCGCCUUGUCAGAUAGUAUUUUUCUUGUUGCCCUUUUUCCUUGGUUUCAUUUACUGGUUGGAUCCAGCGCAUAGACUACGUGAUGUGAAUGGAUGUGGUGGAUGUUCAUCGAUAGAGAUUAGAUAUUUCGCGUUCUCUUCGCAUAUUUCAAACAUGACGGAUAUCUUGGUUGUCUCAUUGCAAAGGGUAUCAUAUUCGGUCUAACGCCUAUUUCCUUCCAAGCGCGCCUCAAAUUCAAAACUCAUGCUGCAGCACGUCCGGCCCUAGGAGUCGCACCCUCAAUGCGAGCUAGUAUAUCUGCCUUCCACUCGACAUAAUCAUCCCGACGAUCCUCACUCAGAUAGUCCACCCGAUCUUGCAUCAUAGUGCCGAGACCGGGCAAGAGCCCGCCAUGAGUCUGCUUGCUAGGCUGUCCCGGGCGAGCCCCAGCGGUGCCAUCAUUGCGUUUGGGUAGCUUGACACCUCUAAACGCGGCAUCCUCUUCAUCAAGGUGGCGAAAUGAAAUUCCCUCCUCGUCUUCGCCAUGCAGUUCACCGGCAAGAGGGAUAUUAUCGAACCAUUCCUUGCCACUCGCCCAACCUUGUUCCAUGAUCAAAGCAAUCCACUGAUCGACAUCAUCACGAUGCCGCCUGGAGUUGGGAAGACCCAGGCUGGUCAAUGCAGUCUGACGCAUCUCCAUGAAUGUCUUCUUGUCCAUCUUUUGUGCGUCGGUAUUCGAUACCUCGCCAUCAGCCGAGGGCGCAGGGUUUCUUCGGCGGGCUAGCACGAUGAAAUAGACUGCAACAAUCAUCGCAUACACAAGCUCUUUGAAAUCAUCUUCGUUGCCUUGAAUGGACACGAUUGGUUCUAGAAAAUCGAGUGUCUCUUCGUCCAUCCCUUCCUCGUCAUUGGACAUGCUUGCCGUGAGAUAGAGGAUGGAUGAGACACCGGCAAAAAUGUGGGGAGGCAAUGUCCUUGAAAUUGGAGGCCUGGACAGGCUUGUGGUGCGUGGUGCUGGUGUUGAAAGCGUCUUGCAGAUUGUUCGGAUCGCGGUCAUCACCCACGCUGGGGCAUCUGGAAUGAUUGUUGAGUUGGCUAGCCCAUUGGACCGUUCUGGGGCUGCUUUGCGUGCUGAUUUUGACGGCGAUGCUAGUUUGUUAGCCACGCUAACACUUCGCUUCAACGGCGUGGACUUGGAUGGUGUGUUCUGGAGGCCGCGAGGUGUAGGUGCAGCCCUGGAAGGGGUAUUACGUGUCUUGGUGGGAGUGGUCUGUGUAGAUCCGGAUCUCGACGGUGUUCCGGGAAUUGAGCCACUCGCGGAGCGGUUUAUUCCUGCUGAACUAGCAGAAAGAGAAUUGUCGAGGAAUGUGUAGAGCUUCUUGUAAACGCGCGGCGGACAUGGUGGGCGGCCGAGUAGAGGAGGGAGCUUGAGAGCUCGACUUAACCUGUAUUCAUAAG
Molecule: messenger RNA, 3076 nt
Organism: Penicillium brasilianum
Lineage: Eukaryota; Fungi; Ascomycota; Eurotiomycetes; Eurotiales; Aspergillaceae
Source: the annotation of a GenBank genome assembly